GAGAACCAAGCAACCAUGGUAGAAACUAAGAGCAACGGGAACGGUGAAUCAAUGGUGCAUCCUGCCCCAUCCUGGCUAACUGAGUCCUACGUGGAAUCCAUACUGCGUCGCUACAAACAGGAUGUGACUCUUGCCGUGAGGGAUUUAGAUAUCACACCAGCGACAAGCAAGGGCGAAAAUUAUGCCAGUGUUAUGACCAGGAUCAAAGUGGAAUAUGUCUGCGGUGGCGCCAAGCAGCCCCAAACCGAAUUCUUUAUAGUGAAGACAACAUAUGAGAAUGAUCCUUUCAUAUCCAACGUCUUGGCAACAUAUAAUACGAGCAUAACGGAAAUGAUUAUGUACGACAAGAUUCUGCCGGAAUUAAGCCGAAUGCUGGAGGAUACGGAUCAAUCGGAGAAACUAUUCGCCAAGACACUCCAUGUUGACGAUGAGCACUCGGCGAUUAUCUUUGAGGAUCUCUCCGUAUCGAACUAUGUGCUGGGUGAUCGCUUGACUGGCUUCGACUUGGAGCUCACCAAGUUAGUCCUACGAAAGCUGGCCAAGAUGCAUGCCACCGCUGCGGUUUACAAUGAGCUACAACCGGGAUUCCUGACCAAACUACAACAUGGCAUAUUUAAUCGCCAUUCACGCGCCUUUGCUCCCAUGUUUGAGAAUCUAAUAGGCGUGGCAGCACAGUUUGCGGGCCAGUGUCCCGAACUUGGCAGCGUCUACGAGAAGAAGCUAAAACGUCUGCAGAAACAUGUUAUGGAAUACACGGAAAUGGUUUAUGAUCCGAAACCGGAUGAGUUCAAUACUUUGACCCAUGGCGAUCUGUGGACCAACAACAUAAUGCUGAGGCCUAAGACCGACCAGAAUGAAGUGGAUUUGCUGCUGAUUGAUUUUCAGUUCUCUGCCUGGGCCUCUCCUGCCGUUGAUUUCUAUUACUUCUUUAGCACCUCGCUGCAAUCCCAGGUGCGCAUCGAUCACCAUGAUGCCUUGAUUCAGUUCUAUCAUCGUGUGCUGGUGGAUACCCUGCAUAUAUUAAACUUUAAGGGUUAUAUACCCACGCUCAGGCAGUUGGUACUACAGCUGGAGAGGGGGAAAUUUAUGGCUGUGACUGCUUUGCUGACUUGUCAGGCAAUAAUGGUUAACGAUAAUACUGAUGAUGCGGACUUCAAUGCCCUAAUGGUGGACAAUGAGCGAGGUCGCAACUUUAGAAGGCGCAUGUACAACAACAAGAGGAUUCAGGAGCAUGUCAAGCAUUGGCUGCCCGUCUUUGAUCGCUGCGGUCUCCUUGAUGUACUGAAUUGAUGUUAGUACAUUAUUAACAAUAUUAUUUAAAUAUAUAUUAUAAUAUUGUACUUAAUAUUUAGCACAAAAAAUAAAAUAUAAACACACAUAUCUAUGAUCCUUCACAAAACAGAUAAUGUUAACCUUUUAUUUCUACCUAGAAACAAGCCUAAGCAAUCAAAUACAAUGUAAAUUUCUUAUUAACAAAUAAACAAGCUUUUACUAGCAGUCUAAAAAAAA
Molecule: messenger RNA, 1509 nt
Organism: Drosophila grimshawi
Lineage: Eukaryota; Metazoa; Arthropoda; Insecta; Diptera; Drosophilidae
Exons: 2
Coding region: 16-1290 (424 amino acids)
Source: RefSeq, a predicted model, not a curated record